This is a messenger RNA of Bacillus rossius redtenbacheri, 718 nucleotides long. RefSeq lists its product as uncharacterized. Lineage: Eukaryota; Metazoa; Arthropoda; Insecta; Phasmatodea; Bacillidae. The transcript is spliced from 5 exons. The coding region runs from base 126 to 506 and encodes 126 amino acids. The record is from RefSeq and is a predicted model, not a curated record.
CCAUCCACCCCUCCUCCAGCAGCAGCGCAACGACGAGACCAAUCCCUCCCUCUACUCCGGCGGUGCGCAUCACGCAGUAGAGGACAUCAGGCUGCCAAGAGAGAAGAGACCCACGGCUCACAGCGAUGUCUGAUGACUAUAGCGACGUGGCUCCGGCGGUGGCUGCGGCUGGCCUGGGGGUGGGCGCCGUCAUCGCCAUCUCGCUGUGCGGCGGCGUGCUGCCCCUGCUGCUGUGCUGCUGGUGCUGCUACCGCUGCUGCUGCCGCAGCGACCGCGUGGUGGUCGUCAACAACAAUGCAGCUGGCGGCGGCGGCCCCACCAUGGUGAACGUGACCGUGCCCCAGGUCGCCCCGGCCGUCUGCCCGCCGCAGCAGGGAUACGCCCCGCCGCCCUACAACCCGCGCGCAGAUAACUUGGCGUCUGAGCUCCCUAGUCCUGUCUGGGGGAAAGGGGAGGGCGAAGAGGAAGCGAUACCCUAUUGUCAAGCUCAGCGGCCAGGCUACUGAGCCGGCGCCCCUGCUGCAGUCCGGGUGUAGCGGAAACCCCGUCCUGCCGAGCCCGUGUUCCCUCGCGGACAUCUCCCUGUGCAGCGAGCCAUAGUGUCGCAAACACGUAGAGCUGUAGCUUUUUAUAUUGAGACACAAAGAAAACCUUUUUUACAGUGUAAAUGAAACCAAUGUAUGAUAAUCAGGUUACAUAAAUAUCAAUAAAUCUUAAA